AAGCAUAGGACAGUGUGCGGGUUUAUGGGAGAUUUACGGGCGCUCGCACACUCUCUGUCUCUGUCUCUGUGUUCAGUUCCAGAGGCAGAUCAUGCGUAUAACAGAGUCUCGAAUGUCGAUAAGAAAGCUGAGUGAUGGAAGCGAAUGGGGUUGGCAACAGAGAUGAGGAGAGAACGCAUUGCUGGGGAAAUUACGAGUAGGUGAGCCUAGCAGCUCCCCGCGGGACAAUCGCUGAUAAGACACGAUUUUUGCGCCUCCAUUUCCCCUCUUCUCCCCUUUGCGCAACACGCUCUUACUUCCAAACUACUCUUCUACACAACCCUCAAGCAACCUCUAUCGCACAAUGGGUGGCCAAAGCAGAGAAGGUGGCAAGGUCAAGCCUCUCAAGGCGGCCAAGAAGGCACAGAAGGAUCUUGAUGAGGAUGAUCUCGCUUUCAAGGAGAAGCAGAGAGCCGACGCCAAGGCCAAGAAGGAGCUGAUGGACAAGGCCAAGGGCAAGGGCCCCCUGAACACCGGCUCCCAGGGUAUCAAGAAGUCGGGCAAGAAAUAAACCCACCUUCGGAACAGCGAGAUCAGUCAUUAUGAUAUACCACGAGCCAUGACCCACAAGCGCAGAAUGGUGGAGUCGCUUGGCAUUGAGCGCUAUUCUAUUUGAGCACCUUUACUUGAUGCAUCCAUUUACAACGCUGAGCGCACACUUAAUCCACUGAUAGUAUUUCCUCAUAAAGACCUCGAAGCGUGGCC
Aspergillus homomorphus CBS 101889 is the source of this 744-nucleotide messenger RNA. Its product is annotated as translation machinery-associated protein 7. The coding region runs from base 344 to 550 and encodes 68 amino acids. NCBI's taxonomy places the organism in Eukaryota, Fungi, Ascomycota, Eurotiomycetes, Eurotiales, Aspergillaceae. The record is from RefSeq and is a predicted model, not a curated record. The transcript has 4 exons.